This is a messenger RNA of Peromyscus maniculatus bairdii (prairie deer mouse), 1456 nucleotides long. NCBI's taxonomy places the organism in Eukaryota, Metazoa, Chordata, Mammalia, Rodentia, Cricetidae. The record is from RefSeq and is a predicted model, not a curated record.
GGCGAGGCGGAGCACGCUGCGAGGAGGCCGUGGGCUCUGAUGGCUUCCGGCUCCCUGCAGCGCCCCACUUUGAAGGAAGCUGGGUUUUGGCGCCGGGGCUGGAAUGCUGGCCCGGCGUGCUCAUCGGGGAGGUCGCUGGGUCUGUGUGUGUGCGAGUCUGGGUCUGCAAAGGGCACCUGAGCCUGGAUCGCGCUAGGUCGCGUGCGCACAGCUCCUGCGGCGUGUGUGGAUGCGUGACCAGGGCUGGAGAGCCCGGACCCGUGGCACCCCAGCCGGGGCAUGGAAGAGUAUGCUGAAGGAGAGGGUCAUGGACUUGGUCACCCAGACGACCAUCCUGCCCCUGCUCUUUGGCUGCCUGGGGAUUUUCAGCCUCUUCCGGGUGCUACAGCGGAUCCGCUCCAGGGCUUACCUGAGGAAUGCUGUGGUGGUGGUCACAGGUGCCACCUCGGGGCUCGGCAGAGAAUGUGCCAGAGUCUUCCAUGCUGCGGGGGCCAAGCUGGUGCUCUGUGGUCGAAAUGUGGAAGCCCUUGAAGAGCUCACCAGGGAACUUGCUGGUUCCUCUACCUCCCAGGGACAGAAACACAAACCUUACACGGUGACCUUCGACCUCGCAGAUCCUGGUGCUGUUGCUGCAGGAGCAGCUGAGAUCCUACAGUGCUUUGGCUAUGUGGACAUCCUCAUCAAUAACGCUGGGGUCAGCUACCGUGGUGCCAUCAGUGAUACCGUAGUGGACGUGGACAGGAGGGUGAUGGAGAUCAACUAUUUUGGCCCCGUUGCUCUAACGAAAGCGCUCCUACCCUCCAUGGUCAAGAGGAAGCGAGGCCACAUCGUCGCCAUCAGCAGCAUCCAGGGCAAGAUCAGCAUUCCUUUUCGAUCAGCAUAUUCGGCCUCCAAGCAUGCAACCCAGGCAUUCUUUGACUGUUUGCGUGCUGAGAUGAAGCAGGAUAACAUUGAAGUGACUGUGAUAAGCCCUGGCUACAUCUAUACCAACCUCUCUGUAAAUGCUGUCACUGCCGAUGGCUCCAGAUACGGAGCUCUAGACAAGAACACAGCCCAGGGCAGAAGCCCCGCAGAGGUGGCCCAGGAUGUCCUUGCUGCUGUGGGGAAGAAGAAAAAGGAUGUGAUCUUGACCGACUUACUGCCAUUCAUGGCUGUCUAUCUCAGAACUCUGGCUCCUGGGGUUUUCUUCAGAAUCAUGGCCUCUAGGGCCAGAAAAGAACAAAAAUCCAAGAACUCCUGAUAUCGGUCAGCGCUGCUGGCCUGGAUCGGCCUGGUCAGACUGAGUACCACACCUUUCGGGGCUGGGAUUGCUCUGCAAGGGAUCCAUGGCUGAGGGCAUAUCCUGUUUAAGGUGGAUAGAGCGCUUCUGUGUCCCUGGGGUGGGUUAGCCCUUAAGAAGUAAAAUAUGGAGUUGGGCUGGGACUCUAAACAUGUGAAAUAAACGACUGAACGAAGA